AUGCCCGCACACGAAACGAAAGAAGCCAUGUCGUCGUCUGAAGAAUCCAAGCACGAUCCCGAGUCGGGCCGCGCCGUCGAGAAGCCGAGCUUUUGGGCCAGGUACCUGAAGGAGGUGGACAACAAGCGCGCAUAUGUGGUGAUGCUCGCCUGCUGCUUCGUCUCGGGCCUGACGGAUGGCACAAUCUACAAUGCCUACGGAACUUUCGUCUCCAUGCAAACAGGCAACACCAUCUUCCUCGCCCUCGGUACCUCUGGCUACAACAACAAGCCCUUUGGCUGGGCCCGCUCCCUCUGCUCGAUCGGCUUCUUCAUAAUCGGCUCCUUUUUCUUUGCGCGCUUCGCCAUGCUCCUCGGCGGCAAGCGUCGCGGCGUGCUGGCACUCUCCUUCUUCGGGCAGGCCAUGCUCGUCAUGAUUGCGGCGGCGCUGAUCCAGGGCGGCGUCAUUGACGGCUCGUACCCGUCGCACCGCGCGCCCGGCUCCGUCGACUUCAAGGAGAUUGCCGUCAUCGCGCUGCUGAGCUUCCAGGCGGCCGGCCAGAUCGUCUCAAGCCGCAGCCUGGCCGUCGGCGAGAUCCCGACCGUCGUCGUCACCAGCAUGCUGUGCGACCUCAUGUCGGACCCGGCGCUGCUCGUGUGGGCAAAGAACGACAAGCGCAACCGGCGCUUCAUGGCCUUUGUCCUCACGCUGGUAGGCGCCAUCUGCGGAGGCUGGAUCUCCAAGGCGUCGGGCGCGGUGCAGCCGUCGCUGUGGACGGUCGCGGGUAUCAAGCUGCUGCUCGCCAUUGGCUGGCUGUUUUGGACGGAAAAGUGA
Messenger RNA from Cordyceps militaris CM01, 813 nucleotides. RefSeq names its product DUF1275 domain protein. The transcript has 3 exons. The record is from RefSeq and is a predicted model, not a curated record. The coding region runs from base 1 to 813 and encodes 270 amino acids. Lineage: Eukaryota; Fungi; Ascomycota; Sordariomycetes; Hypocreales; Cordycipitaceae.